Molecule: messenger RNA, 210 nt
Organism: Penicillium maclennaniae
Lineage: Eukaryota; Fungi; Ascomycota; Eurotiomycetes; Eurotiales; Aspergillaceae
Exons: 1
Coding region: 1-210 (69 amino acids)
Source: RefSeq, a predicted model, not a curated record
AUGGACCGCGACCUGGAGGCAGAGGCCAACGAAGCAUCGACUCAAAAUGAGGAGGGUGGCGGCCCCGGUUGGGGCGGUGGUGGACGCGGAGGUGGAUGGGGAGGAGGAGGACGGGGUGGAGGCGGUUGGGGAGGCGGCGGCCGUGGAGGAGGAUGGGGUGGAGGUCGUGGAGGAGGAUGGGGUGGAGGUCGUGGAGGAAGAGGAUGGUAG